Coprinopsis cinerea okayama7#130 is the source of this 1053-nucleotide messenger RNA. RefSeq lists its product as hypothetical. Lineage: Eukaryota; Fungi; Basidiomycota; Agaricomycetes; Agaricales; Psathyrellaceae. The transcript is spliced from 8 exons. Bases 37 to 1002 code for a protein of 321 amino acids. The record is from RefSeq and is a predicted model, not a curated record.
CACCCACAUCGAUAGCCAAUUGCCAAAGACAUUGAGAUGAGCAUUAGAGAAGCAUCCCAUGCUGGUAGUUGGUACACAGCAGACGGCAGAGAAUUAGACCAGGAGCUCUCGGGCUGGCUGCAGAAAGUCAACCCAACCGACGAGUCUUUUCCAAUCACCAAGUCCAAGGCGGUUAUCGCACCACACGCAGGUUACUCGUACUCAGGGCCCGCCGCUGCAUGGGCGUAUAAGGCGAUUGACACCACCGGAAUCAAACGGGUUUUCAUCCUUGGUCCUUCGCAUCACUUCUAUCUCAAUGGUUGUGCAUUGUCUCCUUGCACCGAAUAUGAAACACCGAUAGGGAAUCUCCCAUUGGAUCUCGAGACCAUCCAAGAGUUGAAAGCAAGUGGUCGCUUUGCUAACAUGUCCCGCAAAGCCGAUGAAGACGAACAUAGCCUAGAGAUGCACCUGCCGUAUAUUCGCAAGAUCUUCCAAGGGAAGGACAUAAAGAUUGUACCAAUUGUUGUAGGUUCUAUCAAUCAACGCCAGGAGGCCGAAUUUGGGGCUUUGCUCGCUCCAUAUCUCGAAAGACAAGAUACGUUUACGGUGGUUUCCUCUGACUUUUGCCACUGGGGAACACGAUUCUCUUACACUUAUUAUUACCCAGAGGCGGAUACGCCGGUUGGGUCGGGAGUAUCGCUUAACCGCUCCACUGCCCCCACCUCGUCCCACCCUAUCCACAAAUCCAUCGAACGCCUCGACCAUGAAGCCAUGCAACUUCUCAGCGUCCCCCCUGGCACUGCCACGAAAGCACACGAGGCGUUCGCCAAGUAUUUGAAGCAGACAGGAAACACUAUCUGUGGCCGUCACCCCAUUGGUGUUUUGUUUGGGGCCCUGGCUGAUUUGGAGAAGACAAAGUCUUUGACUCCCAUCGUCAAGUGGGUCAGAUACGAGCAGAGUAGUCACUGUCAUACCGUUCGGGAUUCGAGUGUGAGCUAUGCGAGCGCCUACAUCAAAUUCUAGAUUGUGUACAAGGAAUGAGAUAAAGCAGAAUCGAAUGUACAGUAGCACCCC